AUGCACGUUUAUUUCAUCCUGCUAGUGUUCGCUGCUGCAGCUAUCGUUGGCAUUGGUAAUGCUAAGGUAUCAACAACGAUCGAGCUGCUAUCACCCACUGUCUUGUCGGGAGCUCGAGAUAAAGCCCAUAUCACUGAUACCGUUAAGCGGUUUUUGCGCCGACAUGAGCCUUUUGAAAACGAGGGCAUCGUGCAAGACAAAAACAAAUGUAUAGAAGAGCGAUUUGCCCUAGUGCGUACUACGGACAGCCUUCUCAAUCCGAAACAACUCGACGCCGCACUUUACAAUAAACCGCUUCGUAAAGCUCUACUCAAAAGGUGGAUUGCGGCAUCCGUGGAUGCCAGACUACGUGCCGUUUCCAAGUUGGCCACCGAUUGGAGGUACAGGAAGUACGCGAGGCUCGUUACUUCCUAG
Phytophthora infestans T30-4 is the source of this 414-nucleotide messenger RNA. Its product is annotated as secreted RxLR effector peptide protein, putative. The record is from RefSeq and is a predicted model, not a curated record. The transcript has a single exon. Bases 1 to 414 code for a protein of 137 amino acids. NCBI's taxonomy places the organism in Eukaryota, Oomycota, Peronosporomycetes, Peronosporales, Peronosporaceae.